This is a messenger RNA of Arxiozyma heterogenica, 459 nucleotides long. It is a transcript of the gene ATG41, whose product is annotated as Atg41p. The transcript has a single exon. The record is from RefSeq and is a predicted model, not a curated record. Bases 1 to 459 code for a protein of 152 amino acids. NCBI's taxonomy places the organism in Eukaryota, Fungi, Ascomycota, Saccharomycetes, Saccharomycetales, Saccharomycetaceae.
AUGUCAUAUACCAACAACAACAACAACAACAAUUAUCACGAUUUUUAUUCUAAUCCACAAGAAGAAGAUUUAUUCUCUUUAACAUUCACACAAGAUGCACCAAUCUUAUCAUAUGGUUCAUCUUCAAGUAUAGAAAACUCUCCAAUUUCUUCGUACAAAGACGAAUUAUUACUAAAUCAUUAUAAUAUCAAUGAUUAUUUGAAUUCAAGAAAUUAUAACAAAAAUGAUUUAACAAUAAGUGAUAACGAUAACAGUGACAACAGUAACAAUGACAGCACUCUAAAUAAAAAUGAUCAUUUAGUAUUUGAGUUGGAUAAUGAUUUCAUUUCUUCGAUUAAACAACAAACAUCCACGGCAACAAAUUUAAAUCAAAUACCUAUGGGUACUUCUAAGAAUAUACCAGAUUCCUUCGCUAAUAUUGCUCAACAAAAUUAUAAAUUAUGGCUAUCUACAGUUUAA